Nothobranchius furzeri (turquoise killifish) is the source of this 4611-nucleotide messenger RNA. Its product is annotated as zinc finger protein 585A. The record is from RefSeq and is a predicted model, not a curated record. Gene Ontology annotation, cellular component: nucleus. Gene Ontology annotation, molecular function: RNA polymerase II cis-regulatory region sequence-specific DNA binding; DNA-binding transcription activator activity, RNA polymerase II-specific. Lineage: Eukaryota; Metazoa; Chordata; Actinopteri; Cyprinodontiformes; Nothobranchiidae. Gene Ontology annotation, biological process: regulation of transcription by RNA polymerase II.
GGCAACAAACCAAACUCUUACUGUCCGGAAGAAGUACAGUCAGCAAGUCGGCUGUUUUUUUUUUUCUUUUUACCUAAAGAUUUGUCUUUUCGUUUAGCGUUUCAGCACAGAGUUGCGUGUUAAAACUGCAGCGCUGCGCGUUAGUACUAUCUGUAGCGGCUCGGAGCGGAAGCAGUGUGGAUUCGUCUGCUCGUCGUGACUUGUGAUCUGCUGUGGUUGGUUUUGUUUUAAAACAUUAUCCUGGAUGACAUGAAGCAUUAGGAGUUUGAGGACACACCAGGACUAGUCCCAUCCUAAUACUUCUGCAGGAUUUGAAGUAGAAAUCGCUUCCUUUCCUGUGAGAACACCUACAGGAUGUGUGACACACAGUUUCAGAUGGAUUUGGAGGACACAAAAGAGGGCAUCCUUUUACAGCCCCUCCCAGAACCACUUCUCAUAAUCCUGUCUCCGCCUCCACCUUACCUCCCAGCCCCAGGUAAAGUCAACAUGCUCUGGACAAAAUGGCUUAAAUGUUUUGAACGCUACACACAAGCUCUUGGCGAGAAGGAGCUGUCUGACUCAAGCAAGCUGGUGCUUUUACAGAACUCCCUCGGUCUAGAGGGCGAGCGCGUCUUCACGUCUCUGAUCCACGCCGAAACUACAUAUGCAGCUGCCGUUUCCGUGCUGACCGAUUACUUCAACUCUGACCAGAGCUCUCAGGUGUACCGGCUUAAGUUCCGCCAAAGGGCUCAGAUGCCUGGAGAAACUGUAGGUGAGUUUGUGUCCGCUCUGGAGGAGCUGCUGAAGCCUUGUGACUGUGGAAACCUAAAGGAAGCCCUUGUACUUGAGCAGCUGAUUGAGAAAACAAACAGUGUGCAGCUCAGAGAGAGGCUGCUGCAGGAGAGAGAGAGUCUGACCCUGUCCUCAGCACUGGCUAUUGGUAAAGAACUGGAAACAGCGUCGUGCGACUCUCAUUUUCAUCAGGUCAGCGUGGACAUUGGAGAUGAUUUGGGGCCACCUGUUCAAGUUAAGCGCAAAAGAGGUCGGCCUCGUCGCGGGGAGGAAAAAAAUAAAAAGCAGCCUCGUGUUACUAAAAUCCUAAUCAAACCACCUAGACUCCAAGAUGAAUACUACUACAGCAAGGAUAGGCUCUAUUAUAGUGAUGAUGAUGAGGGUAAAUCACAGCCUGCAGCUGAGGAUAAUCUGGAUGAAGCGUGGGAUUAUGAAGACGCCUCAUUGCCAUCAGACACCGUGAAAGGGGACGUUGGCAGCACAGACAGCGAUUUUGAUCCAGAAGAAGUCAGCGGUGGCGACGAAGACUUUGACCUUUCUUCGAUGAAACGAAAACCCAUUUACUGUCCUGUGUGUGUCAACAGAACCUUCAAAACUCAAGACAGGCUCAUCAGACACAUGAGGACUCACACUAAAGAAAAGCCCUUUACUUGCCCGGUCUGUGACCUAGCGUUCAGCCAGUCCUACCACAUGACCCGACACAUGAGGAACCAGCACUCGGCGGGCCAGUACGUCUGCCCUAUUUGUGGGGAGACCCUCGAGAGCUUUGAUGAGCUGCAUAAGCACAGGAAGAUGCACAAGCACCAAGAACUGUUUUGUCCAGAGUGUUUUGAAAGGUUCACCACUAACGAUGAGCUUCGCGAUCAUGUCAGGUCACACCGAAACAACCCAACGGUUUCAACAGAAGUUCAGAAGACUCAAGCCGAGAGAGAUGAAAUGAAUGACACAGCAACAGAUGUGGCUCCAGCUGCCCCUUCUGAUUCUGGGGACAAAUGUGAAGAUGAGAAGAAGGGGAAGAAGAAGAAGAAGAAGAACACAACAGCCUUGGUGUCUAAAACAAAAAGACAUUAUUGUCCCAUUUGUGUUGACAAGUGUUUCAGAGGCCAAAACAAACUGGAUCGGCACAUGAGGACUCACACAAAGGAGAAACCCUUCACCUGUUCGAUUUGUUCGAAGACCUUCAGCCAAUCCUACCACAUGACCCGACAUGUGAGGAACCAGCACACAGGGGGCCAUUACAUUUGCCCGACCUGUGGGGAGAGCCUCAAAGGCUUUGCUGAGUUAAAGAAACACGAAGAGACGCACACGACGCAAUUUCUGUUCUGUUUACAUUGUAAAGAAAAAUUCACCAACAUCGAGGACCUUUCUAGUCACAUUGAGUCACACACGAAUGCGUCAUCUCCUCAGUCAGAGGGUCAAAAUGAUCAGCAAGCUGGUGGACUUGAAGUGAAGUUUGAAGAAACGCCUCAUGAAAAGGCAGAUUGUUGUGAUGCUGAUUCUAACGACAAAGAAUCCGACAACCAGGUCUCGACUGAAGACUCCAACUCUGAUGAGGCUGAAACCAGGAAAGAUGGUUGUAAAACGAAGGAAAAGGCCUCACCAACCAAAGCAAAACGACAUUUUUGUCCCAUUUGUGUUGGCAAGAGCUUCAAUGGUCCAACCAAACUGGCUCGACACAUGAGGACCCACACAAAGGAGAAACCCUUCACCUGUCCAGUGUGCUCCAAGACCUUCAGCCAGUCCUACCACAUGACCCGACACGUGAGGGUCCAGCAUGACCUCGGACAGCACGUCUGCCCUGUAUGUGGGAAGAGUUUUAGCACCUGGGUGGCUCUGAAAUCUCACAAAAAGGCCCAUGCUGUGGAAGGUCUGACGUGUCUGGCCUGUGACAAACAGUUCAAAGAGAAGGAAGCACUUGAAAAGCAUCUCAAGCUGCAUCGCAAGGUUGAGGUCGGUCCUCGAAGCCUUAAGUGCAGCGAAUGCAACAAAGAGUUCAAUCGCAUGUAUCAUUUGAAAAGACACUUAAUGAGCCAUCGCAGAGCUGCCAAUGCUGAUUGUUACACCUGCCCUGACUGCCAUAAGAACUUCUUCUUCCCAGAGGACCUCAACAAACACCUUGAGAUUCACGCAAAGGAAAAUAGCGGGACUUGUCCAAAAUGCGAUGCAACCUUCUCAACCGCAGAGGACCUGGAGAGCCACAUGGAAGUUCAUCGAAAAACAUACAACUGCAGCACCUGUGGGAAGAAGUUCAAGGUGGAGUAUGCUCUAAAGAAGCACGAGCAAAGCCACCAGAACGAGCAGUAUUACUGUUCGUUCUGCUGCAAAUACUUCCACAAGCUUUCUCUGUAUAAGAGACACGUAGAGGUCCACAACAGGCGGGAAACUAAGUGUCCCCACUGCGACAACAUCUUUCUGAAGUUAACAGCUUUGAAAUAUCAUUUGCGGACUCACACCGUGGAAAGGCCUUACCAGUGCAGCUGCUGUAUAGAAUCCUUUGUGGAGCAGGAAGAUCUAGAGAAACACUGCUUAAAGCACAAGAAGUUCAAGUUGGAGAGACCCUACUCGUGCACUCGCUGUGACAACGCUUUCUCCACGCUGCUGGAGCUGACUGAGCACAUGAGCUCACACGAGGGAGAGCAGCCGCAGACCUGCCCCAUUUGCGGUAAAACGUUCUUAAACAAGAACAAGCUGGAGCGCCACUUGACCAUCCACAGCGGGGAGAGGCCUCACCUCUGCUCCGUCUGCGGGAACGGCUUCGCCUCGGCCGCCAGUCUCAAGCUGCACAUCCACAUCCACACUGGGGAGAAGCCCUUCCAGUGCCCACAGUGCAGUAAACGCUUUAGGUCCAAUAGUGGGCUGCGACUGCACAGCAGACAGCACAUGGACGAGCCUCCCAGCUACGACUGUCCCCAGUGUGGAAGGAGCUACGGCCGCAUGACGGAGCUGAAGAUGCACCAGCGUUACCACACGGGAGACAAGCCGUACGCGUGCACCUGCUGCAGCAAGCGCUUUAUUAGCAAAGACAAGCUGAACGUUCACAUGAGGACGCACACGGGCGAGAGGCCGUUUUCCUGUCCUCACUGUGGACAGACAUUCACACAGACGGGGGACAGAAACAGACACAUCAGUAAAAACCAUCCAUUAGAAAAUACCACUAAUGAUGACAUAUAACUACAGUUGUGUCUUUGUACUGGGCGUACUGGUGGUGCUGCAUGCUUGUAAUGAUUAUCAGCUUUUAGAUGAUAGUUACACUUGUGGACUUUUUGUUUUGUUUUGACGUCUAACCAAAUUGAAUGCAUGAUCUCGCCAUACUUAAAUCAUUUAAUCCAUGGUUAUUUUUUAUAGGUGAAGGGCGUAGAGGUUCUCUUACAUUUUGCUUUAGAUGAAUAGUGAACGAGUUCAAAUGUUGUGGGCUUAAACUUGCUGCUGAUGAGAAGCAGCCACUGUUGUACUGGAAACAAAGCAUCACAACAUUUUUCUGUGUUUUUAGCAUUUACACAUUUGUUUUUACGUUCUUAUUUGUAAAACCUGAUUCUGAUUAAGUCAUUAGAUCACCCAGAAAAUCACAAACACAAAAGCGGCUUAAGCUGGUUUUAUUGAUCUGUGGUGCUCAUCCGUAUUGAUCCUGUACUUGUUGUUUUCUUCUCAAGCUUUGUGUCUGAUUGACUCAUCCUGCUAACUAGAUACACGAUCGUGUGAACCGAUUUAGCUUUAGAGUCAUUAUUAUAACACUACUUUAGUUUUCUUCAGCAUUUUCAUAAUUUUGUGGGACCUCUGAUCUAAAGUGUAUUGUGGUCUUAAAAAUUAUUCUAUGAAAAUAAAAAUUAUUUACUCUACGAA